AUGGACUACGAGAUCCCUGCUGCCACGGAGAGCGAUGCCGGGGAGUAUCACUGUGCUGCCUCCAACGGCAACGACCCAGUCCUGAGCCCAUGGGUGACGGUCAUAGUGUGGGGUCUUGGUCUGCAGGACAUUGAGCCCGGAGGACUGGAUGUGGGGGCGCAAGGAGAGUCCCCCAGUGCCACGGAGUCAGGGUUGGAUGGUUGUGAUCUUGCACCCGCCUGCUGUGGGGAUCUCGCUGCUGCUCUCAGCACCAGCCCCAGCCUGACGGAGCUGGACCUGGGUCAUAACCGUGAUCUGGGGGCUGGCGGCGUGCGGCUGCUGUGCGAGGGACUGAGACAUCCCAGCUGCAAGUUGCAGACGCUGCGGGAAGGAGCACGGCGCCUCCUGCGGGCACUCGCUAGGGUCUCUCUGGGAACGUUCAACACGGCGAGCACCAGCCCCAGCCUGACGGAGCUGCACCUGGGUGGUAACCAUGAUCUGGGUGCUGGCAGCGUGCGGCUGCUGUGCGAGGGACUGAGACAUCCCAGCUGCAAGUUGCAGACGCUGCGGUUGUGGCAUUGGCGUCUUACACCCGCCUGCUGUGGGGAUCUCGCCGCUGCUCUCAGCACCAGCCCCAGCCUGACGGAGCUGGACCUGAGUGAAAACUCUGGUCUGGGGGCUGGUGGCGUGCAGCUGCUGUGCGAGGGACUGAGACAUCCCAGCUGCAAGUUGCAGACACUGCGGUUGCAGCGUUGCUAUCUGACUGCUGCCUGCUGUGGGGAUCUCGCCGCUGCUCUCAGCACCAGCCCCAGCCUGACGGAGCUGGACCUACGUGGUAACCGUGGUCUGGGGGCUGGCGGCGUGCGGCUGCUGUGCGAGGGACUGAGACAUCCCAGCUGCAAGUUGCAGACGCUGCGAUUAAGCCUCUGUGAACUGAAUGCAGAAACAAAGCAAGAGCUGGAGGACGUGAAAGGAAUGAAGCCUGGUUUGGUCAUAGAGGUAUUGGAGGUGGACGAGGAGGAAGAUGCUCUUUCAGCUCCUUGGUCUGUCUGGUCAGAUCUGGCAGUGAAAGCACAGCGGUGCCUCCUGCAGUAACACCAGGAAUCGGCUUCUCUGUGCUGUGGGGUGGAGCAGACGUGAAAGCAAGGCUGCAAACUCAAUGGGUGCAGGCUCCACUUCCCUUCAGCCGGCAGGAUCGUUUCAUCCGUUCUCACCCUCAGCCUCUCCUCUUCCUGCCUGCCAGGGCUGGGGGUCAGGCCCAGCGGAGGCUGUGAGCAGCUGUGGGGAUGGGCCCUGCAAGUACCCAGCGCACAGGGACCUGGACAGAGCAGCACGGACCGAGGCAGGCGCUGGGCCU
Alligator sinensis (Chinese alligator) is the source of this 1336-nucleotide messenger RNA. RefSeq names its product NACHT, LRR and PYD domains-containing protein 12-like. Bases 1 to 1074 code for a protein of 357 amino acids. The transcript has 8 exons. The record is from RefSeq and is a predicted model, not a curated record. Gene Ontology annotation, cellular component: cytoplasm. Lineage: Eukaryota; Metazoa; Chordata; Crocodylia; Alligatoridae. Gene Ontology annotation, molecular function: protein binding.